Messenger RNA from Panicum virgatum (switchgrass), 1413 nucleotides. Its product is annotated as desiccation-related protein At2g46140-like. Gene Ontology annotation, biological process: response to desiccation. NCBI's taxonomy places the organism in Eukaryota, Viridiplantae, Streptophyta, Magnoliopsida, Poales, Poaceae. Gene Ontology annotation, cellular component: cytosol. The coding region runs from base 209 to 1162 and encodes 317 amino acids. The record is from RefSeq and is a predicted model, not a curated record. The transcript is spliced from 3 exons.
AGCGUUGGGCCUCGGCAAGGCCUCUGUCGCUGAAUUGCAGCCGGCAAUUACUGGCAGCCAUCCCAUUCGAUUCCCACGCGGCGACCCCGGCCGGGUUCCCCGCUCCCUCCACAAACUCCCUUUCCCAUCACCGUGCCCUCUCUGCUCAGCCUUCGUCUCGCCUCCGGCGCCUCGAGAUCCCACGCGCGCUGCUCCGUCGAUCGCCAGGAUGUCGUAUGGAAGGAUGUCGUCCUCGGACAGUCCAAUAGUGACAGAAAGGAAGGUCGACAAGGACAAAGAUGGAGACAACGAUGAUGAUAAGGGAGGUUUCUUCGACAAGGUUAAGGAUUUCAUCCAAGAUGUUGGCGAGAAGAUCGAGGAAGCAGUGGGCGUUGGGAAGCCUACUGCCGAUGUUACUGGGAUCCACAUCCCCCACGUCAGCCUGGAGAAGAUAGAGCUCGUUGUUGAUGUUCUGAUUGCCAACCCCAAUCCAGUCCCCAUCCCUCUUGUCGACAUCGAGUACUCGAUCGAGAGCGAAGGACGGAAGCUCGUGUCCGGAACAAUCCCUGAUGCUGGGACCAUACAUGCCCACGGUUCAGAGACUGUCAAGAUCCCCCUUUUACUGAUUUAUGAUGACAUCAGGAGCACCUACAAGGAGAUCAAGCCUGGAAGCAUCAUCCCUUACAGAGUCAAGGUCGUUCUUCACAUAGAUAUCCCUGUGCUUGGGAGGAUUUCUAUACCGCUAGAGAAAAAUGGUGAGAUCCCGGUGCCGUACAGACCGGAUGUUGACAUUGAUAAGAUCAAGUUUGAGCAGUUCUCUUUCGAAGAGUCGACCGCGACACUCCAUCUGAAUCUGGACAACAAGAAUGAUUUUGACUUGGGACUGAACUCAAUGGAUUAUGAAGUGUGGCUCGCUAAUGUGAGCAUUGCCUCUGCUGAGCUCAAAGAGUGUACUAAUAUUAAGAAACAGGAAGUAACAACUAUGAACUUACCUAUCAGCUUCAGGCCUAAGGAUUUCGGUUCUGCUAUGUGGGAUAUGAUCAGGGGAAAGGGAACUGGUUACAGCAUAAAGGGACACAUUGACGUCAACACUCCUUUCGGACACAUGAAAAUACCUAUAAGCAAAGAGGGGGGAACAACUCGUCUUAAGAAGGGGGAUGACGACGAUGAUGACAAGGACUAGAAGUGGGGGGAAUAUAUUUUUCUGAAGCAGAUAAAAAAAUAAGAAAUAUCUCUGUCUGUUUACUGUGCUAGUCAAGUGAUCAUUAUUUCAUCUUAUGAUCUCUAGUUAUAUUACCUUUCAUACAUCCACUAUUUGUUAUAUAUAAUGUUUUUUUUGUCAGUAUUCCUGAUCGUGUAACUCUCCUCUUCAAAUUGCUUUAGUUGUGUAUGGUCUUAAUUUCAAAUCAAAGACAUCAAAAAGAUGAUCAAUGA